GGUCAAAAGGUUUUUGUCCCGGAACCCCAACCUCGCUCCCCAAACCCUGGGGGCGCACCCUUGUCUGUGGCCUCCGUCCUCUGAGCUGCGCUUCCCCAUGACUUGGAUAUUCCAGAUUGCAUCGGGUUACUAGAGGUGCUUGGGGAAGAUGGGAGGCUCUUCUUCCAAGAGCCAGGAGCCUCUCUGGCCGCCGGCGCCCCUUCUCUUCUGCUCCGGAGGAGCCUUCCUGGCGGUUCUGGUGCUGCUCGCGCUGCCGGCAGCCUGGGGUCAAUGUAAAGCCCCACCUUACCUCCAAACAGCCAAGCCUACAAGGCUGACUGAUGAGGAUGAGUUUCCCAUCGGAACGUCUUUGCAGUAUGAAUGCCGCCCUGGUUACCAGAAGAGAACUUUCGUUAUCACCUGCCUCAAAAAUUCAGUCUGGUCAAAACCUGCUCUAAACUGUUCACGUAAAUCGUGUGGAUCUCCUCCAGAACUCAUAAAUGGCAAAAUGGAAAUAACUGGAGGCACCCAGUUUGGAUCAAUUAUUAAUUAUUCUUGUAAUGAAGGAUACCGACUCAUUGGUGAAUCCUCUACUGCAUGCAUCAUCGUAGGCAAUAGUGUCGCUUGGGAUAAUAAAGUACCCGUUUGUAAGAGUAUUGAAUGUGAGCCCCCCCCAGCCAUCGCCCACGGAGAUUACAAUAACAUCAACGGAGAGCACUUUCCCUACGGAACGGUGGUGACCUAUCACUGCAUUUCUGGAACGAGAAGGCCAAAGUUUGUCCUCGUGGGCGAGAAGUCAAUACACUGCACCAGCGAAGACAAUCAUUCCGGCACCUGGAGCGGCCCUCCGCCUCAGUGCCUCGUACCUAAUACAUGCUCGCCUCCAGACGUUGAAAACGGAAUAAGGGAGUCCGAGAACAGAAGCUUCUUCCCCUUAAAUGAAGUCGUGAGGUUCAGGUGUCAGCCUGGCUUUGUGCUGAAAGGGCCCUCCAGCGUGCGAUGCCAGGCCCAGAACAGAUGGGAGCCGGAGUUGCCCAGCUGCCUCCGCGUGUGCCAGCCGCCUCCAGCAAUCCUGCAUGGUAAGCGCACCCUAAGCGACAAGGCCAACUUUUCCCCCGGGCAGGAAGUGUUCUACAGCUGUGAGCCCGGCUACGACCUCAGAGGGGCUGCCUCUCUGCGCUGUACGCCCCAGGGGGACUGGAGCCCCGCAGCCCCCAGAUGUGCAGUGAAAUCAUGUGCUGACUUCCGGGACCCACUCCCCAAUGGCCGUGUGCUCUUUCCACUCAGUCUCGAGCUUGGGGCAAAAGUGUCCUUCGUUUGUGAUGAGGGAUUCCACCUAAAAGGCAGCCCUGCUAGUCACUGUGUCUUGGUCGGGAUGGAGAGCCGUUGGAAUAGCAGCGUCCCUGUGUGUGAACGAAUCUUAUGUCCAGAUCCCCCCGAUAUCCUUAAUGGAAGACACACAGGAAAAUCUCUGGAAAUCUUUCCUUAUGGAAAAGAAGUAACUUACCUGUGUGACCACCACGCAGACAGAGGGGCGACGUUCGAUCUCAUUGGGGAGAGCACCAUCCGCUGCACCAGUGACGGUCACGGGAACGGGAUGUGGAGCGGCCCUGCCCCUCGCUGUGGACCUCCAGGAUACUGUAAUGACCCAGGCCAUUUUCAUUUUGCUAAGCUGAAGACCCAAACGAACGGGUCUGAGUUUCCUGUCGGGACAUCAUUAACGUAUGAAUGCCUCCCGGGGUACAUUCGGAGGUCAUUCUCCAUCAGAUGUCAAGACAACCUGGAGUGGUCAAGUGCCAAGGAUGCCUGUAAACGUAAAGUGUGUCCAACUCCUCCAGAUCCAAUGAAUGGCAUAGUACACAUAGACACAGACACCCACUUUGGAUCCAGAAUUAACUAUUCCUGUAAUACAGGGUUUCAUCUCAUUGGUCAGCCGUCGGCCAGAUGCAUCAUCUCAGGUAACACUGUCACUUGGGAGACGGAGCCACCACUCUGUGAAAUUAUCUAUUGUAGACCACCCCCAGCCAUCGCCCACGGAGAUUACAAUAACAUCAACAGAGAGUACUUUCCCUACGGAACGGUGGUGACCUAUCACUGCAUUUCUGGAACGAGAAGGCCAAAGUUUGUCCUCGUGGGCGAGAAGUCAAUACGCUGCACCAGCGAAGACAAUCAUUCCGGCACCUGGAGCGGCCCUCCGCCUCAGUGCCUCGUACCUAAUACAUGCUCGCCUCCAGACGUUGAAAACGGAAUAAGGGAGUCCGAGAACAGAAGCUUCUUCCCCUUAAAUGAAGUCGUGAGGUUCAGGUGUCAGCCUGGCUUUGUGCUGAAAGGGCCCUCCAGCGUGCGAUGCCAGGCCCAGAACAGAUGGGAGCCGGAGUUGCCCAGCUGCCUCCGCGUGUGCCAGCCGCCUCCAGCAAUCCUGCAUGGUAAGCGCACCCUAAGCGACAAGGCCAACUUUUCCCCCGGGCAGGAAGUGUUCUACAGCUGUGAGCCCGGCUACGACCUCAGAGGGGCUGCCUCUCUGCGCUGUACGCCCCAGGGGGACUGGAGCCCCGCAGCCCCCAGAUGUGCAGUGAAAUCAUGUGCUGACUUCCGGGACCCACUCCCCAAUGGCCGUGUGCUCUUUCCACUCAGUCUCGAGCUUGGGGCAAAAGUGUCCUUCGUUUGUGAUGAGGGAUUCCACCUAAAAGGCAGCCCUGCUAGUCACUGUGUCUUGGUCGGGAUGGAGAGCCGUUGGAAUAGCAGCGUCCCUGUGUGUGAACGAAUCUUAUGUCCAGAUCCCCCCGAUAUCCUUAAUGGAAGACACACAGGAAAAUCUCUGGAAAUCUUUCCUUAUGGAAAAGAAGUAACUUACCUGUGUGACCACCACGCAGACAGAGGGGCGACGUUCGAUCUCAUUGGGGAGAGCACCAUCCGCUGCACCAGUGACGGUCACGGGAACGGGAUGUGGAGCGGCCCUGCCCCUCGCUGUGGACCUCCAGGAUACUGUAAUGACCCAGGCCAUUUUCAUUUUGCUAAGCUGAAGACCCAAACGAACGGGUCUGAGUUUCCUGUCGGGACAUCAUUAACGUAUGAAUGCCUCCCGGGGUACAUUCGGAGGUCAUUCUCCAUCAGAUGUCAAGACAACCUGGAGUGGUCAAGUGCCAAGGAUGCCUGUAAACGUAAAGUGUGUCCAACUCCUCCAGAUCCAAUGAAUGGCAUGGUACACAUAGACACAGACACCCACUUUGGAUCCAGAAUUAACUUUUCCUGUAAUACAGGGUUUCAUCUCAUUGGUCAGCCGUCGGCCAGAUGCAUCAUCUCAGGUAACACUGUCACUUGGGAGACGGAGCCACCACUCUGUGAAACUAUCCAUUGUAGACCACCCCCAGCCAUCGCCCACGGAGAUUACAAUAACAUCAACGGAGAGCACUUUCCCUACGGAACGGUGGUGACCUAUCACUGCAUUUCUGGAACGAGAAGGCCAAAGUUUGUCCUCGUGGGCGAGAAGUCAAUACGCUGCACCAGCGAAGACAAUCAUUCCGGCACCUGGAGCGGCCCUCCGCCUCAGUGCCUCGUACCUAAUACAUGCUCGCCUCCAGACGUUGAAAACGGAAUAAGGGAGUCCGAGAACAGAAGCUUCUUCCCCUUAAAUGAAGUCGUGAGGUUCAGGUGUCAGCCUGGCUUUGUCCUGAAAGGGCCCUCCAGCGUGCGAUGCCAGGCCCAGAACAGAUGGGAGCCGGAGUUGCCCAGCUGCCUCCGCGUGUGCCAGCCGCCUCCAGCAAUCCUGCAUGGUAAGCGCACCCUAAGCGACAAGGCCAACUUUUCCCCCGGGCAGGAAGUGUUCUACAGCUGUGAGCCCGGCUACGACCUCAGAGGGGCUGCCUCUCUGCGCUGUACGCCCCAGGGGGACUGGAGCCCCGCAGCCCCCAGAUGUGCAGUGAAAUCAUGUGCUGACUUCCGGGACCCACUCCCCAAUGGCCGUGUGCUCUUUCCACUCAGUCUCGAGCUUGGGGCAAAAGUGUCCUUCGUUUGUGAUGAGGGGUUUCAUUUAAAGGGAAGUUCUUCUAGUUACUGUGUCUUGCGCGGAACGAAAAGCUUUUGGAGUAACAGGGCUCCUGUGUGUGAACAAAUCUUCUGUACCAAUCCUCCAGCUCUCCUUAACGGGAGACACACGGCAGCGUCUCUGAGAAACAUUCCCUACGGAAAAGAAAUAUCUUAUACAUGUGACCCCCACUCAGGCAGAGGGAUGACCUUCCAUCUCAUUGGGGAGAGCACCAUCCGCUGCACAAGUGACGGUCGAGGGAACGGGAUUUGGAGCGGCCCAGCCCCUCGCUGUGAACUUUCUGUUCCUCUUGGUCACUGUAAAGCUCCAGAACGAUUUCUAUUUGCCAAACCUACAUCCCUAACUGAUGGGUCUGAGUUUCCAGUUGGGUCAUCUUUGAGCUACAAAUGCUCCCCUGGGUAUUCUGAGAAUAUAUUCUCUAUCACCUGCUUAGAAAAUUUGGUCUGGUCAAGUGCCGAAGGUAUCUGUACACGAAAAUCAUGUGGAACUCCACCAAAACCCAUCAAUGGCAUGGUGCAUAUAAAGACAGAUACCCACUUUGGAUCAACAGUUCAUUAUUCUUGUAAUGAAGGGUAUCGACUCAUUGGCUCCCCUUCUGCUGCUUGUCUCCUCUCGGGCAGUAAGGUCACUUGGGAUAAGGACGUACCUGUUUGUGAGAAAAUCUUCUGUACCAAUCCUCCAGCUGUCCUUAAUGGGAAACACACAGGAGCAUCUCUGAGAAACAUUCCGUAUGGAGAAGAAAUAUCUUAUACGUGUGACCCCCACACAGACAGAGGGAUGACCUUCCAUCUCAUUGGGGAGAGCACCAUCCGCUGCACAAGUGACGGUCGAGGGAACGGGAUUUGGAGCGGCCCAGCCCCUCGCUGUGAACUUUCCUGGUCUGCGGUAUGCCCAUCUCCGCCCAAGAUUCACAAUGGACAUCACACUGGAGGGGAUGCAUCUCCAUAUCUUCCUGGGACAAAAGUCAACUACGCUUGUGACCUAGGCUACCUGUUGGUGGGCAAAUCCUACAUUUUCUGUACACACGAAGGGACCUGGAGCCAAACUGACCAAUAUUGCAAAGAGGUAAAAUGUAGCCUCCCACAGUUUAUGAGUGGAAUCCGGAAGGAGCUGGAAAUGAGCAAAGAAUUUCAAUACGGAGAAAAUGUAACCUUGGAGUGUAAAGAUGGGUAUACUCUGGAAGGCAGUCCCUGGAGCCAGUGCCAGGCGAAUAACAGAUGGGACCCUCCUCUGGCCACGUGUACACCUCGUAAGUACAAGAGCAAGUGCAAGGAUUGUAGGUCCUUCUCAGCCGUGGUACUGUUCAUUCAUUCAUUCAUUCACAGUCUCAGCAAAUGAGCUGUGGUGCUUCCAGCA
Molecule: messenger RNA, 5380 nt
Organism: Pteronotus mesoamericanus
Lineage: Eukaryota; Metazoa; Chordata; Mammalia; Chiroptera; Mormoopidae
Gene: CR1
Product: complement C3b/C4b receptor 1 (Knops blood group)
Exons: 31
Coding region: 149-5362 (1737 amino acids)
Source: RefSeq, a predicted model, not a curated record